GUUUCCUCUCUCUCUAAGUACCUUACCCUCUUAAUGCUACAAUCUCGCUGAUUGAUACCUCAUAUUCUAUUUAUCCUAUUAGGUACUUUUUAUCACAUUCCUACUUCCUACUUCCUACUUUAUACUGCCUACAGCCAAUCAUGGCUGGGCGCUUUGUUCGAGCGUCCAAGUACCGACAUGUCUUCGGCAAAUCUACUCGGAAGGAAUUCUGUUAUGAUAAUAUACGUAUAAGCCGAAAUGCUUGGGAUACCAACUUGGUUAAGGCCAAUCCAGAAUAUCUCUCGGUAAAUUGGGAGGCCAGUGGUGGAGGUGCCUUUGCUGUCAUCCCCUUGGGUGAGAAGGGCAAGCUCCCCGAUGUCAUUCCUCUAUUCCGUGGCCACACUGCUGCAGUUCUCGAUACCGACUGGAACCCCUUUAACGAUCGCCUAAUCGCAUCAGCUUCCGAAGAUGGCAAAAUCAUGAUUUGGGAAGUGCCUCAGGGCUUCACCCUAUUAACAGAUGCCGAGGAACCACCCGACGUAGCUCCCGUUUCCAAACUGACCGGUCACUCGAGGAAGGUUGGUCAGGUCUUAUUCAACCCCGCUGCCGAGAAUAUACUUGCUUCUGCCUCUGGGGAUUUCACAAUCAAGAUAUGGGAUGUAGGCACCGGUUCUGCUGCCCAUACGCUCAAACACCCUGAUAUUGUUCAAAGUCUGUCGUGGAAUGCCAAUGGUACAAUGCUCGUCACAACCUCGAGAGACAAGAAGCUUCGUGUAUGGGAUGUACGACAAGAGCGCCCUGCACAUGAAGGACAAGGCCACGAGGGUGCCAAAAACAGCCGAACAGUUUGGUUAGGAGAACAUAACAGAUUUGCUACGACCGGCUUCUCUCGUAUGAGUGAUCGUCAACUUGCUCUCUGGGAGCCCGGUAACAACACGCCUAUUAUACUAAAUACUCUUGAUAGUAUCUCCGGUGUUUGCAUGCCUUUCUGGGAUGACGCCUGCAACUGCUUGUAUCUCGCCGGAAAGGGUGAUGGCAAUAUCCGAUAUUUUGAGUAUGAGAACGACAAGUUCGAAUUUCUUUCCGAGUACAAGUCGAUUGAGCCUCAGAGAGGUAUUGCUUUCGUUCCAAAGCGCGGAGUGAAUGUCCAUGAAAAUGAAGUCAUGAGGGCAUACAAGACAGUUAACGACACGUACAUCGAGCCUAUCUCUUUCACUGUCCCUCGACGGGCCGAGACAUUCCAAUCGGACAUUUACCCACCAGCUUCUGGCGUCAAACCUGGUGUCGGUGCUAAUGAUUGGCUAUCUGGCAAAACUGGCCUGCCACCGAAGAUCGAUUUUGAAAGCAUCUAUGAGGGCAGUGCGCCUGUUGAAGUCCUUGAUUAUCAGGCACCUGCUUCAGCACCAGCUCCGACCCCUGCACCUAAACCUGUACCUCAAAAGGAACCCGAGCCAGCAGCGCGACCUCCGCCUCCCACCCUUAAGGAGCAGAAUCGCUCCAUGGCUGCGAUAGCCUCCAAGUAUGAAGAUAAAGAUGAGGGCGAUGACGACGAGACCUCAAGUUUCGAAGAGAUCUCAAAGCCAACCCAACGCAGCGCAAUCCCUGCACGCUCUGAGCCGACGCCUCUCUCUCCUACCAAGACUACCUCCGCGCCGCCACCGAAACCGGCAGCCGCAAUUAAAUCGCCUACUUACCCAUCAACCUCGGCUACAGCAGUCCCUGUUUCAGCAUCGUCGAACAGCCCAACAUCUGGCCCAGGCGUUGAAACAACUUUGGAGCAGAUCAAGCAGCUGUUAGAGACUCAGACUAACAUGAUUAGCGUGCAAGGCCAAAAGAUCAAUCAUCUGACGGAUGAGGUAGACAGCCUGAAGAAACGAGUGGGAUCUGGAACGCAGGACCAGAGUGAACGUAUCCGACAGCUGGAGCUGGAGUUGGAGGAGUUGAGGUCGUAAAGCCACAGGGAAGUUGUAGGAAUACGUAUCGAGACAAUUAAAAGAGGUGGACUAGGGUCGAACAGUUGAUGGAUAACGAACGACAUUGACGAAGCUUAUACCUCCAGUCAUUCCAAAAUACCGUACCCGGAGC
Messenger RNA from Daldinia decipiens, 2064 nucleotides. RefSeq names its product DUF1900-domain-containing protein. The record is from RefSeq and is a predicted model, not a curated record. Bases 141 to 1931 code for a protein of 596 amino acids. The transcript has 7 exons. NCBI's taxonomy places the organism in Eukaryota, Fungi, Ascomycota, Sordariomycetes, Xylariales, Hypoxylaceae. Gene Ontology annotation, biological process: actin filament organization. Gene Ontology annotation, molecular function: actin filament binding.